Centruroides sculpturatus (bark scorpion) is the source of this 414-nucleotide messenger RNA. RefSeq lists its product as uncharacterized. The transcript is spliced from 2 exons. The record is from RefSeq and is a predicted model, not a curated record. Lineage: Eukaryota; Metazoa; Arthropoda; Arachnida; Scorpiones; Buthidae. The coding region runs from base 1 to 414 and encodes 137 amino acids.
AUGGAAGAAUUAUUUAAGGCUGAUCAGAUCCCAGCUAAGGUAUGGAGAUGUUUGAGCGAAGAGGGUGUUGGAUCUUGGAGAGAAUUGUGGAAGGCAAGAGACAGCUUGGUAAGUGAGGAACAGUUUGGUUUCAUGCCCGGAAGAGGAAUAACAGAUACGAUCUUUGCUCUAAAGCAGCUGAUGGAAAGGUACAGAGAGAUGCAGACAGAACAGCACAAGGUAUUCAUAGAUCAGGAGAAAGUGUACGAAAGGGUGCCUACACAUAAGGUAUGUAGAUGUAUGAGGGUAAAGGAAAUACCAGAAAAGUAUGUAAGACUUGUAAAAGAAAUGUAUAAAAGAGCAAUGACUCAAGUAAAGAGUAACGUAGGUGUGACAGAGGGAUUCACUGUGAGAGUUGGACUGCAAAUCGAAUAG